Molecule: messenger RNA, 4029 nt
Organism: Humulus lupulus (European hop)
Lineage: Eukaryota; Viridiplantae; Streptophyta; Magnoliopsida; Rosales; Cannabaceae
Exons: 9
Biological process (GO): DNA integration
Molecular function (GO): nucleic acid binding
Source: RefSeq, a predicted model, not a curated record
AUCUUAGAAGUUUUUAAGCAAGUUAGUAUCAAUAUCCCUUUCUUAGAUGCCAUUAAACAAAUUCCUGCCUACUCUAAAUUUUUAAAGGAUCUUUGUACUGUUAAAAGAAACACUAAUGUUCCUAAAAAGGCGUUUUUAACUGAACAAGCUAGUUCCAUUAUUCAAUAUAAGAGUCUUGUUAAAUAUAAAGAUCCUGGGUGUCCCACAAUUUCAUGCAUUAUUGGUGAUCAUUUUAUUAACAAAGCUUUACUUGAUUUGGGUGCUAGUGUAAAUUUAUUGCCUUAUUCUGUUUAUAAGCAACUUGGUCUUGGUGAGCUAAAACCUACCUCUAUAACUCUUCAAUUAGCCGAUCGUUCUGUGAAAAUUCCUAGAGGCAUUAUAGAGGAUGUUUUGAUAAAAGUUGAUAAAUUUUAUUUUCCUGUUGACUUCAUUGUUCUUGAUACUCAACCUGUGGAAAAUAUGCAUGCUCAAAUUCCUAUCAUUUUAGGUAGACCAUUCUUAGCUACAUCUAAUGCAAUCAUAAACUGUCGUAAUGGUGUUUUGAAAUUAUCUUUUGGAAAUAUGACUGUUGAAUUGAAUGUUUUUUUAGACCUUAAACCUUUGCCAGAAAAUUUAAAAUAUGCUUUUCUAGGAGAAUCUGAAACCUUACCUGUUAUCAUAGCAUCUGCUUUAGAUAAAGAACAAGAAAACAAGUUGUUAGAUGUCCUUAGAAAACAUAAAGAAGCCAUAGGUUGGACCAUUGGAGACAUUAAAGGAAUUAGCCCAUCCAUAUGUAUGCAUAGAAUCCAUCUAGAAGAGAAUGCUAAAACCUCUCGGGAAUGUCAAAGAAGAUUAAAUCCAAAUAUGAAAGAAGUAGUUAGAGAAGAGGUCAUAAAAUUGUUAGACGUAGGUAUCAUUUACCCUAUUUCUGAUAGUCAAUGGGUUAGUCCUGUUCAAGUUGUGCCUAAGAAGUCUGGGAUUACGGUUGUUGAAAAUGAAAAAAAUGAAUUAAUCCCUACUAGAGUACAAACUGGAAUAGAAGUUGAUAAAGCUAAAGUUGACCUUAUUUCAAAACUUCCCCCACCUAAAACUGUGAAAGAAAUUAGAUCAUUCUUAGGCCAUGCCGGUUUUUAUAGAAGAUUUAUAAAAGACUUUAGCAAAAUUUCUCGGCCUUUAUGCCAUUUACUUGGAAAAGAAAAUGCUUUUGUCUUUGAUAAUAAUUGCCAUGUUGCCUUUGAAAAAUUAAAAAAUUUGUUGACUACUGCACCCAUUAUUCGACCUCCUGAUUGGAAAAUACCUUUUGAAAUAAUGUGUGAUGCUUCUGAUUAUGCUAUAGGUGCUGUCUUAGGGCAAAGACUUGAAAAAAUACCUCAUGUAAUUUACUAUGCUAGCAAAACUUUGAAUGAUGCUCAAUUAAAUUACUCCACAACCGAAAAAGAAUUGCUUGCUGUUGUUUUUGCAUUGGAGAAAUUUAGAUCUUAUCUGUUAGGGUCUAAAAUUAUUGUCUAUUCUGAUCAUGCUGCAUUAAAAUAUCUCUUGUCGAAAAAAGAUGCUAAGUCUCGUUUGAUCCGUUGGAUCCUGCUUUUACAAGAAUUUGACUUAGAAAUACGUGAUAAAAAAGGAUCUGAAAAUGUUGUUGCUGAUCAUUUAUCUAGACUAGUUGUUGAAACUAUACAUGAUUCCACUCCUAUCACUGAAACUUUUCCUGAUGAACAAUUAAUGCAUAUUUCUUCAUUACUUUGGUAUGCUGAUAUUGUUAAUUAUUUGGUCACUAAAGAAAUACCAUCUCAUUGGUCUAAGCAUGAUAAAUCUAAAUUUUAUUCUGAGGUGAAAAACUUUAUUUGGGAUGAUCCUUACUUGUUUAAAUACUGCCCUGAUCAAAUAAUUAGAAGAUGCAUUCCAAACUGUGAUCAAUCUAAAAUCAUAUCUUUCUGUCAUGAUCAUGCAUGUGGAGGACAUUUUAGUGGUAAGAAAACAGCUGCUAAAGUUUUACAAUGUGGUUUUUAUUGGCCUACUAUCUUUCAUGAUACAUAUGUUUAUUGUAAAGCUUGUGAACGUUGCCAAAAGUUAGGAAGUUUAACUAAAAGAAAUAUGAUGCCUUUAAAUCCUAUUCUUAUUAUUGACAUAUUUGAUGUUUGGGGCAUUGAUUUUAUGGGACCAUUUCCUAACUCUUUUGGUAAUCUUUAUAUUCUUGUUGGAGUCGAUUAUGUGUCUAAAUGGGUUGAAGCUAUUGCAUGCCACACUAAUGACCACAAAGUUGUGCUUCGUUUUUUGAAAGAAAAUAUAUUUUCUCGUUUUGGUUCACCACGUGCUAUAAUUAGUGAUAACGGUACACACUUUUGUAAUAGGCCAUUUGAACAUUUGAUGAAACAAUAUGGCAUUACGCAUAAAGUCUCAACACCAUAUCACCCACAAACUAGUGGUCAAGUUGAAGUGUCUAAUAGGGAAGUUAAGCACAUUUUAGAAAAAACUGUGAAUCCAACUAGGAAAGAUUGGUCCUUAAGACUCACUGAUGCAUUAUGGGCGUAUCGUACCGCGUACAAAACACCCAUUGGCAUGUCACCCUACAGACUUGUGUAUGGGAAGGCGUGCCAUUUACCUGUUGAGUUAGAACAUAGAGCCUUUUGGGCAAUUAAGCAGUUAAACUUUUCUUUAGACAAGGCAGGUGAAAAACGAAAACUUCAACUAAAUGAACUAGACGAAAUUAGGAAUGAUGCUUAUGACUAUUCAAAAAAGUAUAAGGAUCGCAUGAAAUUUUACCAUGAUAAAAAUAUUUUGAGAAAACAUUUUUAUCCAGGUCAGAAAGUCCUUUUAUACAACUCUCGUUUGCAUCUAUUCCCGGGAAAGUUACGCUCUAGGUGGUCUGGUCCUUACAUUGUUCGUAUUGUUUUUCCACAUGGAGCCAUUGAAAUUGAAAAUCCUAAAAAUGGUGAUAUAAGGUAUUAUAGAGGACGUUCUAGUAAAGCUAGUGACAGUUCCUUUUGUGUUAGUGUAUUGGAGGAACCAAGUAAAGGGGUUGAGUCUAUUAAAGAUCCAUUGGAGUUGAUUCUUAUAGAAAGUCCUGAAGAGUGUGCUGGUAAGAAUGAUACUCUCCCAGUUAUUAUUUCAGCUUCUUUAUCUGAGACUGAAGAAGAGAAGCUUAUGAGGGUAUUAUGGGCUCACAAAUUAGCAAUUGGGUGGACUUUGGCAGAUAUUAAGGGUAUUAGUCCUUCAACAGUAAUGCACUGUAUAUUAAUGGAGGAGGAUAGUAAGCCUAGUAUUGAUGCUCAAAGAAGGCUCAAUCCUUCAAUGAAAGAAGUGGUAAGGAAAGAAAUUUUUAAAUGGUUGGAUGCUGGAGUUAUUUACCCAAUAUCUGACAGUGUUUGGGUUAGUCCUGUUCAGGAAUUUAAUACAUUGAAGGAAAAAUUAGUCUUCGCUUCGAUUGUUGUAUCACCAAAUUGGGAAAUUCCUUUUGAAUUAAUGUGUGAUGCAAAAAAGAUACCAUGGUUUGCAGAUUAUGUUAACUAUUUGGUAGCUAAAGUUGUGCCUCCUGACAUCUCAAGGCAGCAACUAAAAAAGUUCUAUUUGGAAGUGAAGCAUUAUUAUUGGGAUGAGUCCAUUCGUUUUUGUCAUUGUGCUGACCAAUUGAUUAGAAGAUGUGUCCCAGAAGAAGAAAUGACUUCCAUACUUACUCAUUGCCAUACUUUACAUUGUGGUGGUCUCUUUGGGGGAACAAGGAUAGCAACAAAAUUUUUGCAAUGUGGGUUUUAUUGGCCUACGUUAUUUAAAGAUGCUAAUGCCUUUGUUAAGGGUUGUGAUCGUUGCCAAAGGACCGCUUUUAAAACUCCGAUUGGUAUGUCACCAUAUCAGUUGGUGUUUGGGAAGGCCUGUCAUUUACCAGUCGAACUUGAGCAUCGAGCUUAUUGGGCGGUGAAAAAGUUGGAUGUGGACUUAUUUAUGGCUGGGCAGAAUAGACUUCUAGAGUUGAAUGAGCUUGAUGAAUUUAGAAAUGAAGGUUAUGAAAAUGCAAAGAUUUAUAAAGAAAAAUCUAAGGCUUUUCAUGAUAAAUGA